CUCUCUUCUCUCUCCUCCUGCCUCUGCACCGCCCUUCCGAGCGCAGCGUCGUCUCCCCGCAACCCCGUCGUUCGAAUGUCUUGAGUGCUGCGAACGAGUCUGCACUUUGCACUCUGGUCGCGCCGCCACCGCUUCGCCCUCUUCCCCCUAUAGUGGAACGUCCGAAGGCCGGCCCCACCGUUCUCCCCGUUGAAACGCCAGGCCGCACGCUUGUCCUGGCUCUCGAAACAAUCACUCAAGGCUUGACAGCUGUCAAGACCUCGCCGCAAACACAUCGCGCGACAUCUUGCCCACCAGAAGCACUCUUCGCAGGCUGGGCGCCCACGCCUGCAAGCAAUCGACCGCGAUGGCGCCGACACCCGACGAGAAUCACGGAUUUGGAUAUGACAGCGACUAUCCACCCCAAGGCAUUACGCCUGAAAUCCCGUCGGUGACGACGACGACAUACAUCAUAGACAAGGCCUACACGACAACGGUGGCGUUUUUUAUCAAUUCAUGGAUUGACUACGGUGGGAAUCCGCACACCUACACGAUAACGCAGUUCGACAACUUGGCCGACGCCUCGUCCAUGGCAGUCAAGAUCGCCGAAGCGCUUCAGUCUAUCGAGCAGGGAUUGAUACAGUCUGCUGCUGUUCAAUCGCAAUACAGCACGUACGGGGCAACGCACGCAACCACGUCCUCGACGUACAGCACGCCUGCUGCCCCCGCGUCAACCCCAUCCACGGUCCAGCAGACAGCCCCGGUAACAGGCACACCGCUCAACGAAGAACAGCAACAGCAGCAGCAGAGCAGCCACCACGGCCCUCCCGUAACGGCACUCGCCCUCGGAAUCAUCGUUCCCAUCAUCGUCUGCAUCCUAACAAUAACCUCCUGCGUUCUCUGCGUCAGCCACUACCGAAGAAAGGCCAGAAGAGCGCAAGCAGAAGGUCGAGCGGCGAGGGCGGCAUCCGAAAUGAGGCAAGUUGGUCCAGGUUCGCCAAAGCCUGCCAGCGCCGCCGUGGUCGCGGAUGAACGUGCCUAUCACGCGCCCCCGGACGCGCUUGCCGCGAUCCCCUCUUCAAGCCAUGUUGCUGGAGCCCUCGGCCAAGAACCGCCCGUGAUUCUGUCGACGACGAUGAACAACACGUACUUUACCGGCAUCGACACGUCAGACCAGGUGUCGUUGAGCGACCAGCGCAGCGUGGCAUCGCACGACACCUUCGGCGAAGAGCCCCCACCGCCCUACAGACCGCGCAGCGUACCGCCGAUCUCGAGAGAGACGAGCGUGCGGACGUCGAUCACGUCAACGCCGUACCGCAUGUCGAGCACCAGAUCGAGAUGCGAGACGCUGUCCUCGGCCAGCGCCGUCCGGCGGAGCAACGAGGUGCGGUCCCCGUUCGACGACCCAGAGGAGGCGGAAGAGGACGAGCAUGCUUCGGAGGCUUCGACGCUACGAGGAGGCGCGAGGAUGUCGACGGAUCGCCUGAGCGAAGCUUCCGAUCUCUCGUACCAAGAAGAUCCCCGACCGACGGCAUCGCACUCGCACGUAUGACACUGACCGAGGCGCGGGUGCGAUGAUAUACCUUUGGUUCUUUCCCUAAUUUGCUACUUUUUCACCCCCGGUUCCACUCCUCCCCUCCCCCCUUCAGGCCGGCCGCAUACUAUUUUUCCGACACAUAUUUUCUUGUGCAGACAAAAAAUAUUUUUUUUUCUUCUUUUGGCUUCAGAGUAUUGCAAUGACGACUGGACGGGCUCGAAAACGGAUAACGGAUAGCAUGGCGUUCAGGCAAACUUCAUCGUGUCGGGAUACACCCUUUUAUUUUUUUUUUUUUUUUUUUAUUUUGCUUUACUUUAAGAAACGUGGUUCUUCUGCGGGAUUGACUCGUGAACACGGUAGAAGCGUGUAUGAGUGUUGGUAAAGACGAAAUGUGGGCGUGUUGGUUUUCACACGCGAGGGCUCUGCUUCUCGCGAGACACAAAGAGGCAGGACUAGUAACAGAUGUGGUCGGAUGUCAAAUCAUCUUCUUGGCUCUAUUGAUUUUGCAGCGUUAUACACACAGGCUGCUGGGUUGUGCAUGUCAUGUAUUUUGAAGAUAUGGAGAGCCAGCAAUGACCAGCCCCUUUUGAG
Verruconis gallopava is the source of this 2107-nucleotide messenger RNA. RefSeq lists its product as uncharacterized. The transcript has a single exon. Lineage: Eukaryota; Fungi; Ascomycota; Dothideomycetes; Venturiales; Sympoventuriaceae. The coding region runs from base 347 to 1531 and encodes 394 amino acids. The record is from RefSeq and is a predicted model, not a curated record.